Oreochromis niloticus (Nile tilapia) is the source of this 1648-nucleotide messenger RNA. RefSeq names its product mitochondrial ribosomal protein L37 (gene mrpl37). Gene Ontology annotation, molecular function: structural constituent of ribosome. Lineage: Eukaryota; Metazoa; Chordata; Actinopteri; Cichliformes; Cichlidae. The transcript is spliced from 8 exons. Gene Ontology annotation, biological process: translation. The record is from RefSeq and is a predicted model, not a curated record. Gene Ontology annotation, cellular component: mitochondrion; ribosome. The coding region runs from base 136 to 1434 and encodes 432 amino acids.
CCCGCUUACAGGUCAACACGAAUUAAAAGAAGAAGAAGUGUCAUGGCGCUGUCCUACAGCACGGUUACAGUGUAGCAAUGAAUCAGGCCAGAGUUUGUUGUUAAAGGCUCAACGAGAAGAACAACGGGAGGAGAAAUGUUUCCUGAAACGGCUCAGCGUUUAAAAACGGCGGCUCCGCUCUUCUCUCACACCGCCUUUUUGACGGAUUUGAGGCGGUUGUCGGCACAUGGAGGGGCCCGGAGACACCUCACUGUCGGCCGCUGCCUUACAGCCAAGGUCCCCCCUCCGCGGAACCCUAGGGAGAGGGUCGAAAUCCCGGGACUGGAGAUGGUCACAUACGGAGAGAGGAUGCACUAUGUCCCGGGGCUGGCGAAACCUGCUACCCAGCACUGGGAGAGGGACUACAAGGACCCGCGAUAUUACAAGUCUCCCCCUGCCCACGAGAUGCUGCUGUACAAGGACAAGCCGUGUUAUAUGUUCAACCAGAGGACCAGCGCGCUGGAAGGUGUGCGUCAGGCUGCCUGGCUGACCAAAACCCAGGUGAUCCCAGGUCUCCCUGCACAGCUCCUUUCCCUCGCAGGGAACCCUGAAAAUCAGAUCCCAGAUCAGGAUGAGCGUGUACAGAAUGCCAUCAAACACGCGCGCUUCUGGGACACGACAGAGGAUCGACCCCGUAAAGAGAAAUACAGCAACACUCUGCUGCUCAACCUGCUGCACCUGUGUGCGACUCUACAGUCCAGCCACCCAGCCGUCGGGAGGAGGAUGCUUGCAGAGAACUACUCGCUGGCAACCACGUGGAAAAGAGGCGAGGAUCUCCUCCAGAUAAGAGGUCAGAACGGUUUACUGCUGAACAGCAUGGAUCCUCUCCCAGAGGUGUCUGGUAAACAGGAGGUGGCCGACACAGUGGAUCACGUCCUGGACACCUUCUAUCCCGUCUCCCCGACUAUCGACCUCCAGAAAGUGCACGUGUACAAAGAGGAGGUAAACCACACAGGUUUCAGAGAUGACUACCCUUACCCUCACGCCCACACGCUGUACUUCCUGGAGUCAGCUGAUCCUCGUUGUAAGCUCCGCCCAGAGCAGUUUAGAACCAAGAUGAUCAUGUUUACCUUUGGAAACGCGCUGGCCCGUGCACACAAGCUCUAUGGGACUCGUCCCCAGCGACUCUUAGACCGUCCUGUGACCGUGCAGUCAGUCGGGACCAAUGGUAGGAUUUUCCAGUUCAUGGUUUUCCAGCUGAAUACCACAGACCUCUCAGGAGAUGAUGGAAUUAAAAACCAGAUGUGGCUGGAUGAAGACGUUGAGCUGUAUGAUUUUGCAAAAGUUCGACCACUUAUUAAAAAGAAGCAAGUCAAGAUACCAGCUGGUCUGGCAGGAUACAAGCCUGAGACGUUCAGCAAGUUCCUGGCACUGUACCUGCAUGGAGCUGUGUAGGACUGCGUACAUCAUACAUCUGUUUGUGUGAGCGAUGCGCUGCCAGCAGUCAGUUGCCUGUAAAGUCUGUGUGUGUCUGCGAUCUAAACCAGCGUCUUAUCAAAACUCCUGAUUUUCUUUCGGUCAGUAACAGCGUGCUGGUGUUUCAUGGAACUGCACCCACACUUCAUCUACAUCUUUAUAAUAACUUCUGAAUAAAGGCUGCUUUUCUCAA